CCGCGAUGGCAUUGAAACUGCGCCAUGAAACGCAGGUGCCGUCGUUCUCUGGGUCCCUCGACAUGCUCAAACUCUUCUCUGCCGAAGUCAUGCAGAUGUCGCAAGCGAUUCAAAAGCAGCUGGAAGCGCUCGAGCGAAAGGAGCAAGCGUGGGACGAGUUGCAACGCCGCAUCCAAGGAAACACGGUAGCUGCUGCACACACCAUCACGUUGGACGUUGGUGGCGUUCUUUUCAAGACUUCCAAACAGACGUUGCUGCGAGUUGAAGGUACCUAUUUCCAUGCCAUGCUUGGAGCGGGGUGUUGGCAGCCAAACGGCCCUGGCAACACGUACUUUCUCGACCUGGACCCGACGCACUUCGAUCGCGUCAUGACAUACCUUCGCACUGAUGUGCUGUCGUUUGACGGUUUGUCAGUGUGGGAGUGCCGCCAACUUCGGGCAACGUUGGACUACCUAAAUAUACUCACACCGCGAGACUUGGCUGCAUCGUCGCCGUCCAAGAAACAAGACGUCCCUCAGUGGAACCCCCAUGCGUGCUCACUGUCGCUCGUGCUUCUCAACAAUAACCAAACCGUUCGAAGAUCCACCGGCCCUGCACGAUGCAUGUCAAACUCUGUUCUGGGCAUGGAGUCUGUGGACGUGUUUUCAAUACGCUUGGAUGUGUUUCCUUCAACAGGGAAUGUGCUCGGGAAGGUGUUUGUCGGACUCGCACCAUCCAAGGGAUUUGGCACGUACUCGUACAACCCAACAGGAUGCGGGUACUACAUCGAGCUUCGCCACGGCACGUUGCACGGCCAGGACGGAACGUGGGGAAAACCAUAUGCGAGCGGCUUCGACGCUGGCGAUAUCGUCACCGUGCGACGAUGUGGUGGUCGAAUUCAUUUUGAAAAGAACGACCAAGAACUCGGCGCGGCGUUUGCGCUGGACGAGUCCUCCGAUGCCGCACUGUUCCCCGCUGUGUGCAUGACCUUCUUUCACGCGACGUUGACGUUCGUGCCCGGUCCGGACGUUGGUCAAGCCUAAGUUAUGACGUCACGAUGUUGCCAUGUGCAGUAAAGGACGUGCAUUUUUCCAAUAUGUUGAUGGCCCUGGCGACAAUUCCCUGAGUGCGUCGCAAGUACUGUCCACGAAACUCGUUCGGCACAUCCAUCCUGGCACGUGUAAACACUUCAUAAAUCAUCUCGUCAUUCCGGUGGUCCGCGAACUCCACUCGCGAGCCUUGACGAAGCAAGCAAUACUCUUGGCUACAGCAACUCCAGUCCAAGGCGGGCUCUGCACCACGUCGAAGUAGAUGGCACCCUCAAACCAAU
Molecule: messenger RNA, 1309 nt
Organism: Aphanomyces invadans
Lineage: Eukaryota; Oomycota; Saprolegniomycetes; Saprolegniales; Verrucalvaceae
Exons: 1
Coding region: 6-1022 (338 amino acids)
Biological process (GO): protein homooligomerization
Molecular function (GO): protein binding
Source: RefSeq, a predicted model, not a curated record